AGCCGAUUCCGUUCCCGGGUCUGUAGUUGAGUUGGCAAAAAUACAUGCAUAAUCUGUUUGUCUGUCUUUCUAUAGUGUGACAAAUUAAAAACAAACAAAGUAAUCAUGGCAGAAGAGACUGUAGUUCUUCUUUUAUUGGUGAUAGUAAUGCUCGUUGGAUCCUAUGUAGCUGGAAGCAUACCAAUGCUAAUGAAAUUAAGCGAGGAAAAGUUGAAGUGUGUCACUGUGCUUGGCGCUGGUUUAUUGGUGGGUACUGCUUUAGCUGUAAUUAUACCAGAAGGUAUUCGUUCAUUGUAUAUGGAUAGUGAACGAACGACAGAUUUGACGACUGGUCGAAAACCACAAGACUACUCACAAACUAUAGGACUUUCCCUAGUACUUGGUUUUGUCUUCAUGAUGUUGGUUGACGUGUCCCAACGGAGGAGCAAUAUUGGAAAUGACGAGAAAAAUACAGCCACCCUCACUCUUGGUCUUGUGGUACAUGCAGCAGCUGAUGGAAUUGCGUUAGGUGCUGCUGCAACGACGAGUCAUCAGGACGUUGAAAUAAUAGUUUUCUUAGCUAUUAUGCUACACAAGGCACCUGCAGCAUUUGGCUUGGUUAGCUUUUUGCUUCACGAGAAAGUCGAGCGACAACAAAUUCGUAGACAUUUGGCACUUUUUUCCUUAUCAGCCCCUCUUCUGACGAUUUUAACGUAUUUCGGAAUUGGUCAGGAGCAGAAGGAGACCUUGAAUUCAGUGAAUGCAACUGGAAUAGCUAUGCUAUUUUCCGCCGGAACUUUUUUGUAUGUUGCCACUGUGCACGUUCUCCCGGAGCUGACACAAGGUGGCCAUCACCAUCAUAAAGUUACCACUUCCCCUCAGUUUGAGUAUCGGGUAUUGGAGGAAUCUCGAGAUGUCGGGCCUAUUGACAAGAACGGUAUUGGUGCCGCGAGUAACUCUCAGUGUCAUAGUAUACAGGCUUUACGAUAUAGUGAGCUAGUAAUUAUGAUAUGUGGUGCGCUGCUACCGCUUAUCAUAACUUUUGGACAUAAGCAUUAAAAUAAGCACUCGCACACGGAAACAUUCCAGCGUUCCUGCAUCGCGCGUUAGUAAAUGUAUAUGUUGAAUCUAUGGACUUA
Messenger RNA from Drosophila subobscura, 1118 nucleotides. RefSeq names its product zinc transporter ZIP9-B (gene Zip102B). Gene Ontology annotation, cellular component: membrane. Gene Ontology annotation, biological process: transmembrane transport; zinc ion transport. Gene Ontology annotation, molecular function: metal ion transmembrane transporter activity. The record is from RefSeq and is a predicted model, not a curated record. Bases 106 to 1038 code for a protein of 310 amino acids. The transcript is spliced from 3 exons. NCBI's taxonomy places the organism in Eukaryota, Metazoa, Arthropoda, Insecta, Diptera, Drosophilidae.